AUGGAUAUCGACUCCUUGAAGGAACAGUGGUCGGAGGUCGAGGAUCGAGAUGGACUCCGUCUUAGUUGGAACGUCUUUCCUAGCUCUCGCAUGGAAGCCUCGCGCCUCGUUGUACCUAUCGGUGCAUUAUAUACACCUCUGAAAGAGAAGCCCGACACUCCUGUGUUGCAGUUCGAACCCGUCAUCUGCAAGCAACCAUGCAGAUCCGUACUGAAUCCCUUCUGCCAAGUAGAUGUCCGAGCACGCCUCUGGAUUUGCCCCUUCUGCCUGUCUCGAAACCCCCUUCCACCGCACUACAAGGACAUCACUGCAAAUGCGAUCCCCCCCGAGCUCCACCCAACAAAUACCACCAUUGAGUAUCGGCUUUCGAGACCUGCGCCUAGUCCGCCUAUUUUCUUAUAUGUCGUGGAUACCUGCCAGGAGGAGGACAGUUUGGCAGCUCUAAAGGAAUCUCUGGUUAUGAGUCUGAGUCUCCUACCAGAGAACGCUUUAGUAGGACUGGUAACAUAUGGGACUAUGGCACAAGUUCAUGAAAUUGGCUAUACGGAAUGCCCCAAAUCAUACGUAUUCAGAGGUAGUAAGGACUAUUCAGCGAAGCAGGUGCAGGAGAUGCUGGGCCUGUUAGCACCUGGUUUAAGACCUGGCAUGCAACAGCAGCAACCUGGCCGUCCAAUGCCGCCGAUGGGACCAGCAGCUCGAUUCCUCCUUCCCGUACAACAAUGCGAAUUCCAGCUCACCAAAGCUCUGGAACAACUCCAAAAAGACCCCUGGCCAGUCGCUAGUGAUCGGAGGAAUCUCAGAUGCACAGGAGUUGCUCUUAGUGUUGCUGUGGGGUUGUUGGAAUCUUCAUUUCAAAAUGCCGGUGGUAGAAUUAUGCUGUUCACUGGUGGGCCUGCAACAGAAGGACCAGGUUUGGUGGUUGGCCCUGAACUAAGAGAGCCCAUCAGAUCACAUCAUGAUAUUGACAGGGAUAACAUCAAAUACUACAAGAAGGCUUUGAAGUUUUACGACAACCUUGCCAAGAGAACUGCCCACAAUGGUCACAUCAUCGAUAUAUUUGCUGGCUGUCUGGAUCAAGUUGGGUUAUUGGAAAUGAAAGGGCUUGCAAAUUCCACUGGUGGCCAUAUGGUCUUGACAGAUAGUUUCACCUCAUCAAUGUUCAAGCAGUCGUUUGUUCGCGUUUUCGAGAAGGAUGGCAACGACAACCUUCUCAUGGGAUUCAACGCGUCUCUCGAAGUCCUCACGACAAAAGAGCUGAAGGUCACCGGCUUAAUCGGACAUGCGGUAUCUAUGAAUAAAAAGUCGACAUCGGUAGGCGAAACGGAGUGUGGUAUUGGCAAUACCUGUUCCUGGAAGAUGUGCGGCAUUGACCCCAAUGCUAGCUACGGAAUAUACUUCGAGAUUGCUAGUCAGGGAGGACCAGCCCAGCACCAGCAAACACCACAAAAAGGCAUGAUGCAAUUCCUGACAUACUACCAGCACUCCUCAGGCCAGUUCCAUCUCCGCGUUACCACUGUAUCACGGAACCUUAGUGGGCCAGCUGGAGACCCAGCCAUUGCCCAAUCUUUUGACCAGGAAGCUGCCGCUGUCCUUAUGUCCAGAAUUGCUGUCUUCAAAGCAGAAGUUGAUGAUGGCCCAGACGUCUUGCGAUGGGUGGACCGGAUGUUGAUUCGACUCUGUUCUCGGUUUGCCGACUACCGAAAAGAUGAUCCAUCUUCAUUCCGCCUGGAAAAGAACUUUACUCUCUAUCCUCAGUUCAUGUUCCAUCUGCGGAGAAGUCAGUUUCUUCAAGUUUUCAACAACUCACCCGAUGAAACUGCAUUCUACAGACAUGUUCUCAACCACGAGGAUGUUAGCAACUCUCUGAUCAUGAUCCAACCUACACUGGAUUCCUACACUUUCGAUCAGGAUGGUAGCCAACCGGUUCUGCUCGACUCUACUUCUAUCCAGCCCACCCAUAUCCUGCUGCUUGAUACAUUCUUCCACAUCUUGAUCUUCCACGGCGAGACUGUCGCAGAAUGGAGAAAAGCUGGCUAUCAAGAUCAGGAAGGAUACGAGAACUUCGCUUCUCUUUUGGAGCAGCCAAAGGAGGAUGCUAGAGAACUUAUCACUGACCGAUUCCCACUGCCGCGUUUCAUUGUCUGUGAUGCCGGUGGCUCGCAAGCUCGAUUCCUGUUAUCAAAGCUUAACCCAUCUACCACUCACACAACAGGUGCCUAUGGAGGAGUCGGCGCUCAAACAGCACAGACCAUCUUUACUGACGACGUUUCCCUUCAGACUUUUAUGGACCAUCUUAUGAAACUUGCGGUGAGCGGGACAAACUGA
Messenger RNA from Lachnellula hyalina, 2325 nucleotides. It is a transcript of the gene SEC23, whose product is annotated as Protein transport protein. Bases 1 to 2325 code for a protein of 774 amino acids. Gene Ontology annotation, molecular function: GTPase activator activity; zinc ion binding. The transcript has 8 exons. Gene Ontology annotation, biological process: COPII-coated vesicle budding; endoplasmic reticulum to Golgi vesicle-mediated transport; COPII-coated vesicle cargo loading. NCBI's taxonomy places the organism in Eukaryota, Fungi, Ascomycota, Leotiomycetes, Helotiales, Lachnaceae. The record is from RefSeq and is a predicted model, not a curated record. Gene Ontology annotation, cellular component: endoplasmic reticulum exit site; COPII vesicle coat.